AUGGACAGCCUUCACCCUGUUUCGGUCGGACAGGUUUUGAAUGAUAGAUAUGAAAUCAUCAAGGAACUCGGAGAUGGGAAGUACUCAAUUGUUUGGCUAGCCAAGGACCAAAUACACGGAUCCUACAGCGCGAUUAAAGUUCUUCGUGAAGAUUGCGAUAGUGGCAAAAGUGGUACCUUCGAGCUAGAUAUCUUAAAAUGCCUCAGCGAAGGCAAUCCAAACCAUAAUGGCUACCAGCAUAUUUCUCGUCUUCUUGAUCACUUUAUUCACGGCCGGAAUUUGUGUCUCGUGCUGGAGCCUAUGGCGGAAAACUUGAAGGAUUUUUGCCUCUUCUUUGAGGAUGCUAAAAUUCCUCCUUCUAUAUUGAAACCGAUCACGAAACAGCUUCUUUAUGCGUUAGAAUACGCCCAUUCCUUGGGAAUUAUCCACACCGAUAUAAAGCAAGACAAUAUCAUGAUAAAAAUCAGGGAUAAGUCUAUUAUUGAAAAACAUGUUCUCGUCCCAGAGAAUAGUCUUGGAGAGCUGAAUUUUCAUGAUCGCUCCGACUUUGCUCAAGUCCAAGUCAUCCUUGGUGACUGGGGGACGGCAAGUUGGGAAUCACUCCAUCUUACAGAAUUCAUACAACCAAGACUCCUUCGAGCCCCCGAGGUCUUAUUGCAGGCACCGUGGAGCAGGGAAGUUGAUAUUUGGAACCUAGGCGCUUUGCUUCCCGAGCUUCUUGAUGCGGUGCAAAUGUUUUCUGGCCGAGCUAGCGUGACUGGUGGUCAUUAUCUGAUCAAACACCAUAUUGAGGAAAUGGACGCACUUUUCGGUCCCUUCCCUUCUCACUUAUUGAAGGAAGGAAAUCAAGCGAUCGUAUGGAAUUUAUUCAAUACAAACUUGCAAAUUAGAGACCCCACUAAGCGUCCGCUGGCAGAGCUCGGCAACUGGAUUAAGUGUCUUAACGGAGAGGAGAAAGAGCGAUUCCUAUUUCUGCUUCGAUCUAUGAUGAUGAUUGAUCCAAAAAAACGAAAGCCUGCUCAUUUAUUACAGAAUGAGCUUUGGCUCACAAGUCAAUAG
This is a messenger RNA of Penicillium malachiteum, 1059 nucleotides long. RefSeq names its product serine-threonine protein kinase. The transcript is spliced from 3 exons. The record is from RefSeq and is a predicted model, not a curated record. Gene Ontology annotation, biological process: peptidyl-serine phosphorylation; peptidyl-threonine phosphorylation. Gene Ontology annotation, molecular function: protein serine/threonine kinase activity; ATP binding. Bases 1 to 1059 code for a protein of 352 amino acids. Lineage: Eukaryota; Fungi; Ascomycota; Eurotiomycetes; Eurotiales; Aspergillaceae.